UUGGUUGCGCGGCGCGGCGGCGGGUCGGGCGCUGUGAGGGGAGGCAGGAAAAUGGCGCUGACGCAGGGGACGAAGCGCAAAGUCUGCUAUUACUACGAUGGGGAUGUUGGGAAUUAUUAUUAUGGCCAAGGACACCCCAUGAAACCGCACAGGAUCCGCAUGACCCACAACCUGCUGCUCAACUAUGUCUACAGGAAGAUGGAAAUUUAUCGUCCUCACAAGGCCAACGCCGAGGAGAUGACCAAGUACCACAGCGAUGAUUACAUCAAAUUCCUGCGCUCCAUCCGCCCUGACAACAUGUCUGAGUACAGCAAGCAGAUGCAGAGAUUUAAUGUUGGGGAGGACUGCCCUGUGUUUGAUGGGCUCUUUGAGUUCUGUCAGCUCUCUGCUGGAGGCUCUGUUGCCAGUGCUGUGAAGUUGAACAAACAACAAACAGACAUUGCAGUCAACUGGGCAGGGGGGCUCCACCACGCCAAAAAAUCAGAAGCUUCUGGAUUCUGCUACGUCAACGACAUCGUCCUGGCCAUCCUGGAGCUCCUCAAGUACCACCAGCGAGUGCUGUACAUUGACAUCGACAUCCACCACGGGGAUGGGGUGGAGGAAGCUUUUUACACCACAGACAGGGUCAUGACCGUGUCCUUCCACAAAUAUGGAGAAUAUUUCCCAGGAACUGGGGACCUGAGGGACAUCGGGGCAGGCAAAGGCAAGUACUACGCUGUGAAUUACCCGCUGCGCGACGGCAUCGACGACGAGUCCUACGAGGCCAUUUUCAAACCUGUGAUCUCCAAAGUGAUGGAGACGUUCCAGCCCAGCGCUGUUGUGCUGCAAUGUGGUUCUGAUUCCCUGUCUGGGGACAGGCUGGGCUGCUUCAACCUCACCAUCAAAGGCCAUGCCAAGUGUGUGGAGUUUGUGAAGAGCUUUAACCUGCCCAUGCUGAUGCUGGGAGGAGGGGGGUACACGAUCCGAAACGUGGCUCGAUGCUGGACCUACGAGACUGCUGUGGCCUUGGACACUGAGAUCCCCAAUGAACUCCCAUACAACGACUACUUCGAGUACUUCGGGCCUGACUUCAAGCUCCACAUCAGCCCCUCCAACAUGACCAACCAGAACACCAACGAAUACCUGGAGAAAAUCAAGCAGAGACUCUUCGAGAACCUGCGGAUGCUCCCUCACGCUCCCGGGGUCCAGAUGCAGCCAAUCCCUGAGGAUGCUGUGCAGGAGGACAGUGGGGAUGAGGAGGAGGAUGAUCCUGAAAAACGAAUUUCCAUCAGGAAUUCCAACAAGAGGAUCUCCUGUGAUGAGGAAUUCUCGGACUCGGAGGACGAGGGCGAGGGCGGCCGCAGGAACGUCGGCAGCUUCAAGAAAGCCAAACGUGGGAAGGGGGAGGAGGACAAGGAGGAGGAGGAGAAGAAAGAGGAGAAGGAAGAGGAAAAAGCAAAAGAGGAAAAAGCAGCAGCAACAGCAACAGCAGCAGCAGAGCCCAAAGGGGUGAAGGAAGAGCCCAAAUCCACCUGAGUGGCUGCAGCUGCCCAGAUGUUCCAGGUUUAACUCCUCCCCACACAUCUCUAUUUUCUACAAGUUCCCUGUACAUAUUUCUAUAGAAUUGUAUAAAAUAACUGGAGAACUGUAAAUUAUUCCUUGCUGGGAGGAUCCAGGGCAGAUUUUUUCACCCUUUGCCUUCCACUGCCUCUCCAAACCCACAAAAAAUCCAGAAUUCCAGCAGCAAUAUCUGCAAAGAUCAAUUCUUGAUUUUUUUUCCCUGUGUUUUUUGGUGUUUUGUGUUGAGAAGGGACAAUUCCCAGAGUGACCUUUGGGCUCUGCACUUGGAUUCCACCACAAAAAAAAACCAACAAAAACCAGAAUUCCUGCCAGCUGGUGCCACUUCUCAGGGUCAGAGUUGUGCAGUUCUUGAAUUGAGUUGGCUCCUCCCUGCAGCAAACUUGGGGAAAGAGGAAGCAGCUGAAAACAAACCUGAAAAAUCCUUUUUUUUCCCCUUUUUUUCCAUGUUUUUGUCCCUUUUCUUUCCCCUUUUUAUU
Catharus ustulatus (Swainson's thrush) is the source of this 2036-nucleotide messenger RNA. RefSeq names its product histone deacetylase 1 (gene HDAC1). Gene Ontology annotation, molecular function: histone deacetylase activity. NCBI's taxonomy places the organism in Eukaryota, Metazoa, Chordata, Aves, Passeriformes, Turdidae. The record is from RefSeq and is a predicted model, not a curated record.